AUGAGGGCAAUUGAUAGCUUCCGAGUCCUUUCAUAUAUCUUCCUAGGACUCGCACAGCUCAGUCGAGCGAGUGUCUCCCAGCACACUGUCCCAAUCCUCGCGCCAAAACCGCCAGACAUCGACGCGGUCUCUUUCCUCAGUUCCCGAGCGCCAGACCAAGGCAACAUCUUCAAUGAAGCUGUCAAGAUCCUGGACUCGAUGAAAUCUUCACCCUCGUGCAACCGGCUUGCAGCGACAAAACUAGUGAAAUCGUGUCAAACAUUCAGCGAUGGCAAAGACGGAGCGCAGGCGGAUAACCCAGAGACACUCGACCUUCUUCGAUCCGUCUAUGCCGCACGCCUUGCACUGUGUGAGAUCGACGGCACAGGCACCCCGAUGCCUCCCUCAUGCCUUCCAAUCACUAUUUCGCCACCUCCACAGAAGAAUCGAUUCGGGUUUGUGGGUCGGCACAGAGGUUCUGACCCUGACUCUGAUGAAGUCCCGAAAGAAUUACUGGAGCAGUGUCUCAGGACGCUCGAGUCGCGACCGCAGUGGUGGACUUCUUACAGCAACAGUCGACAGAACGCGCUUGUGAUCUGCCAUGCCUCGCGAACGGAGAUGGAAAAAGAUGAGCUUAUUGACCUGCAUCGAUCCAUUGCUAAGAGUAGUCUCAAGCUCAACCAUGGGAUUCAAGAGGCAUUGCAGGAUGCUGCUGCACGGUCUGUGCAGCAGCAAUCAUUCAUACAAGCUGUUCAGUCACUCCAAGAAAAGAUCGUGACCGAUAUGGAGGCGACAGACUCUGUGUUCAAACGAACAUUCGGCAACUUUCUUCGAGAAAUCGAAACUGGGAUAAUGUCUCUUCAAGAUUCGAUAUCUGUGGGUUUGUCAAAUAUUCGGACUGGAACAGGGCUCCUCGAACAGGACAUCCGGAACGUAUCGAUCAAAGUGGUAGCGCUUCAACAGGCUCUACAGGUUGCACAUCAAGAUGCAAUAGCUAGAAGCCAGGAGACAGUGCUAGUCCAAGAAACCAAUGCUGUUGCCCAGAAGAAUCUCGCUUCUUCCUUACACCUGUCACUCGAGUCACUUCUGGACUCGGACAUGGACAGAGUGUAUCGAGGCAUGCAGAAAUUCGAUACUGCAAUGGAAUGGCUGACCAGCCGAAUGAACAUGAUCCUCGAGCAAGAAACCAGGAUGACAGAGCGACUUCAAAACAUGGAAACUUUUAUACAACAAUCCGAAUCAAAAGCCAGCGAGUUACAAAGGGCUCAAGACCAACAGGCAGAGGCGUUAUCUGCACAAUCGCGGGCCCAGGAGGCCAUUCAAUUCCACGCACAAGUGUCGCAAACUUUGCUGGCCAAAACUACCGUCGCUGCUGCGAAUUUGCAAUCCAUCAUCGACGAUGCAGCUUCAAAAUCUAAGCAUGUCCAGGGCUUCGGUAUUGGGGGAUCAUCCGUAUGGCCUCUCUGUGCUGUCCUAUUCAUCAUUAUCGCCGCCCAAAACAUUAAGAUUGCAGUCGCUUUAUUUUUUCUCAUUUUAGGGCACUCUGUUGCCUUGACCAUCUUCAAAUUUCUCUAG
Molecule: messenger RNA, 1554 nt
Organism: Penicillium vulpinum
Lineage: Eukaryota; Fungi; Ascomycota; Eurotiomycetes; Eurotiales; Aspergillaceae
Exons: 6
Coding region: 1-1554 (517 amino acids)
Biological process (GO): karyogamy involved in conjugation with cellular fusion; nuclear membrane fusion involved in karyogamy
Cellular component (GO): endoplasmic reticulum membrane
Source: RefSeq, a predicted model, not a curated record